This is a messenger RNA of Silurus meridionalis, 817 nucleotides long. It is a transcript of the gene prlh2, whose product is annotated as prolactin releasing hormone 2. Lineage: Eukaryota; Metazoa; Chordata; Actinopteri; Siluriformes; Siluridae. Gene Ontology annotation, molecular function: hormone activity. The coding region runs from base 138 to 527 and encodes 129 amino acids. The transcript has 3 exons. The record is from RefSeq and is a predicted model, not a curated record.
CUGACGCCUCCUUGAGCAUGUUAUAAUACAGAUCAGCUGAGAGAUAUAAAAGCGACAGCUGGAUCGGCCUACAGAGAAAAAGCGCUCACUGUAAAGCAGCUGUUUCUGAAGGUUGGAAUAUCCUACAGUACUCCGGUAUGGUGGUCCCGGGUGGUCCUGCAUCUCGGUACAUGAGCACUGAGCAGCAGCAGCAGCGCUCCUUUCGCCUGCGCUGGAUGUCGCUGUUGAUCGCGGCGCUUCUCAUCUUGUCCGCAAGCGCCACCUGUGCGCAGUGCACCACUGUGGAGCAAGAUCUACACAUCGUUCACAACGUCGACAACAGAAGUCCUGAGAUUGACCCCUUCUGGUAUGUAGGUCGUGGUGUGAGACCCAUCGGCCGCUUUGGAAAGCGUGAGAGUGAUGCACAAUUACAGAAUGCACUCCUGCUGCUGCUGCUCAGCGCUCUGAGAAACACUGAAAGUGCACGCAACGAAGUCUCCUCCUCGAACAUGGACUAUUACCCAGAAGUGCACAAAUCCUAUACUUGAAUCAGAGGCAAAACAUAUUAGUUAUUAUUACUUGAAGGAAGAUCAGCAACUAAUUCCACUUGAGAUGAGGUAGCUUAUUAACAUACCAAUACAUAACUAUUUUAUUAUCCAGACCACAGAGGAAAUAUUAUAUUCAAAACCAAUAGCAUGUAAAAUGAACACAUUUUAUGUUACAUGUAAAAUUAUUAAUACAUUUUCUUUACACAAGGACUCCAAAUAAUUAAAUACACUAAAAUGGAAUAAUAAAAAUUCAGUAAUACUACAAAAGUUGUAAAGUAAGACCUGUGCUA